This is a messenger RNA of Pseudonaja textilis, 4479 nucleotides long. RefSeq names its product CXADR like cell adhesion molecule (gene CLMP). NCBI's taxonomy places the organism in Eukaryota, Metazoa, Chordata, Lepidosauria, Squamata, Elapidae. The record is from RefSeq and is a predicted model, not a curated record. Gene Ontology annotation, cellular component: membrane; cytoplasmic microtubule; cell surface.
AGCCAUGUGAUAAAACUUGCAGGCUGAAAUUUCUCCCUCUGCUUCUCACCCCCUUCUCUCCUCUCCUCUUCUUUCCAGACAUGCCAAAUUACUCUGGCAGUCCUAGAUGUGUCUCUCGGCUGUGCUGCUGCUGCUGCUGCUGCUGCCUCCGCCUCUGAUUCUCCCCUUCCAGAUGUUGACAGGCUCCAAACUGAAUCGGUGGCUCCAGAGGCACAACGGCUCUUCUCCCCUCUGUGUGGAAUCCGAAGGGGGAAUGCAACGGCAGAAGGGCAGGCAGAAAGGCAAAGUUGCAUAUUUUUCCGGCAGCGCACGGAAGCAAUUACCCAGAGCGCAUUCCACAGAGGUUUGAAUUGUGAGCAGGUCCUGCUGGUCAUUUUUUUUUUCCCUGAGUGAGAAGAAGUGUGGAGGAAAGAAGAAGAAAAAAGGGAGAGAAAAAGGAAAGGAAGAAAGCUGCCUGUCUCACAUACACACAGAGGCGGAAUGUCUGUGCUUUCCAUCCUCCUGCUAGCCUCCUGUUGUACUUGGAUGUCACAAGCUCAGACCGAAUUUAAAAGGGUGGCCGAAGCAAACGUAACUUUGCCCUGCCUUCAUCGCCUGCACCUUCUGGAGCCAGCGAGUCUGGAUAUAGAGUGGCUGCUAAAGAAUUCUGAAGCUGAACCGAAAGUGGUGAUCACUUAUGCAGGAGGCAACAUCUAUCAUGAUAUGAUCGAAGAACAGAAGGGCCGUGUUUCAUUUGCCUCCAAUUUCCUGAGUGGAGAUGCGUCUUUGGAGAUUUCUCUCCUGCAGCCAAGCGACUCUGGGCAAUAUACGUGCAAAGUUAAAAAUGCUGGACAGUAUGAAUGGACACACAUCACUCUGAAGGUUCUAGAAAAACCUUCGAAACCCAAAUGCUGGAAGGAAGGGGUGGCAUCUGAAGGAAAAGAAAUCACUUUACAAUGUAACUCCGUCUCCGGCACAGCCCCUAUCAUGUACAUGUGGCAGCGUGUAGACGCAAAGGGGAAACUUGCCUUUCUGCCGCCCUCCACACGUCACAAUCUGUCUAAUCCUGCCCAAAUUAUUGUGAAGAAUCUCACGUGGACGUUCACAGGAUCUUACCAGUGUACUGCCUCCAAUGAAGCCGGAGAGGAGAGCUGUGUCGUACAGGUGACAGUGCAGCGUCCCCCAAAUGUCGGCAUCGUUGCCGGAGCAAUCUGUGGAGUAAUGGGAGUAUCCUUGCUCAUUGUCUUGGCUGUGUGGCGAACUAUCAAAAGGAAAGAAAAAAAUAAAUAUGAAGAAGAGACUCCAAAUGAAAUCAGGGAAGAUGCAGAGGCACCCAAGGCCCGAUUAGUCAAGCCUGGCUCUUCCUCUUUGGGCUCCAGAAGUUCACAUUCUGGUUCUUCUUCAACAAGAUCCACAGAAAACAGUGCCUCCCGCAGCCAGCAAACCCUGUCAACAGAAGCUACUCCACACCUAACACCGACGCAGCACAGCCCCCUUGAAAUGAAUGGCAGGAAAACUGAGCCAAAGAGAAGUAACUACACCAGUUUGAUCAAAACGGAAGUGACCUCUACAAUGGUGCCUGCUCAAAGUCGAGCUUUCCAAACCGUCUGAUUACUGUUCCAUCCAGCUCUAUCUAUAUCCAUAAAUUACAUGCACUGCCAACAUUAUGCAAUUAUUUUAUUUUCCAAUGCAACAUUGGUUUUCUAUAGUCAUGCACAUACACACAAAGAACAAAAACCCUCAAUAUUUUUUUAUCCUUGUUUUUUGAGGUACAAGCAGACUCGGGAAAGAGAACUCAUGUUGACCUUGUAAAAACAAUUAUUUCUAUUUUUUUAAUAUUUUAAUUUUUGAGAUUAAAGCUUGGAAGGAGAAAAGGGAAUGCUAACACAUCAGGAAUAGCAUUUUGCAGUUUUGGACCCUUUUUUUUUUUUAAAGAAUACUGUGGAAUAGAGAUGUUCCAGUAGAAUUCUUAAGGGAAAAUGAAAUGCAUAUGUAUACAAUUGUCUUCUCAAUUGUGACCUCUGUUUUUCACUGCUAAUGUUAAGUCUGAUCAGCUUCAAGAGAAAAUUGACAGGACUUUGCAUGUGCCCUUUUCUUGAAUUAUCAAUAUUUGGACACAUCACCAACAAAGCAAAAAACAGUAACUUUGGGGAAAAGCGAAAAGCAGUAUUAGAUUUUAAUUGGUCUUCUUUACUGGAGGGACUUUCUGUGAACAUGGAAGUGCAUUAAUUUAAAAAGGUACGUAUGACUGAAUACGGCUAAAGAAUAUAGACAUUAGCCCACUGUGACCAAGCUAAUGUAUUUGUAUGUAUGUAUAUAUUCAUAAAUAAUAAGCAAUUCCACUAAAGGGAAUUUAUAUCCUAAUGGAUCAUUAGAAUGUGAGAUCAGCAUCAAAUCCUGAAUUCCAUUUACAAGUUUUUAAAAAUGUUUUUUUUUAAAUAUUGUUCUCUAUGCUGGACAUAGUGACAUUCAUUUUUAGGAUGAGUAGUGCCAAAGGGUUUUUUGGGGGAGAGAAUUUUUGGUCAGAAUACAAUGUCAUGAUUAGUAAACAUUUUGAGGUAAUAAUCUAGAAAAUGUGAUCAUUUGGAUGGAUAUAGCAUACUCAAACUUAUAAAACUAACAGCAGAAUUUAAAGGAGAUAUAAAGAAUGGAAAUGAGCUGGAAAUGUAGAUUCCAGCACUCGUGUUAAAAAUGUUUUCAUCUCUCCAAAGUGGAAAGACUCAUCUAUGGACAGAACUAGUAUCAUCCAGCUUUAACGAUAAGAAAAUGCAAGUUGUUUGACUUCAAGUGCCAACUAGAUUGCAAAGCUGAUGAGUUUUAAACUGAUAUUAUUCCGGGGGGAUUAUUUCCAUCACAUUCUUAAACACAGUCAGCAAGAAGGAAAUAAAAGUACCACUAGACUCAUAUAUUAUAAGAGUAAUUUAUAAAUGGUGACUUAGGAUUCAAAAGUAGGAUGUGCAUGUGCUAAUACAAGGCAGUCAGUAUUACAGAUCUUAUAAGGCUGUGACAGAAAGCUAUUUUCACAAGAAAUAAGAAGCAGGUUUCCAGCUAUACAACAGACACACUUAAUUUAGAAGUCUCCAUAACAAAAUUUCUGGAGUAUCUUGAAGCACAUUCAACUAUGAUUAAAGUCAGCAUUGCAUGAAUUCCUGAGCUGAGUCUUAUAUAUGCUCACUCAGAAGUUAAGAACCAGACAUGGCAGGCUUCCUGUCUGCUUGUUUAGAAUGUUAGGAUUAUUUCAUCCCUCUCAACCAAGCUAGUUUAUCUCUUCACAGACCUUAAACUGAAUAUUUAAAAAGCAAUUUGGCUUACAACCUAUCAUCAAGUCCCAUAACACAGAACUCAACAGGAAGACAGUAAAAUCCAAGGCAGACAAACUAUUUCAUCACUUUACUUAUACCAAAGCCCAGCAUAAUGCAGGUUAUCAAAUAAUGAUGAAUUAUCCCAAGCUGUUUCCACCACCUUUUGAAUCAAAAAGCUAUUUAAAUCUUAUUUUAAAGUUGAUGUUUAGUGAAUGAGGUAUAGAAAUCAAAUAGGAAGAUCUGCUACAAAAUAGAGCAGACCUAUCUUAAUUGGGGGGUGGGGGGGAAUAUAGGCACUGUUAUUUCUGAAAAAGUGACUGACACCUUGACAAAAUUCCCAUUGGAAAGAAUGGGGAAUCACAAAAUUUAGUAUAUGGAGACAUGUUUCUUGAAAGAUAAAUUGGCCAUACACACUCUAUUAGCUUUCAACUUUAAUAAACAUCCACUGCACAGGAAGUGAAAAAUGUUUCCCUAAAUUACAUGCAAAUAUAUACCAAAUCCAAACAUGAAUCAUUCCCAAUGCCACCUCAAUCAUUAGCACAAAAACUAUGCUUAAAUGUUAGUAAAAUGCAACAAAACUCAGACACCCCAUUCUAUAAAUUCAUACACACAAAAAUGUUUUUUAAAAUCCUGAAAGUUCUGCCUUUUAAGUCAGCAAAAAGUAUGCAUGCACCCCAUCUGCCAAUUAAGCACCUCUCUACCCCAUCAGUGCUCUUUAUGGUUAUUUUUUUUCAGCUCCUUGGUUUGUGUUCAUUCUUCAAAAACCACCUACUCCAGCUAUCUAAAACCAACUCCCUUAAAUUACCCACAUUUCAUUUACUUUUCUAAGCCACUCCUUUCCUCUUAGGUCACUCCGUUUUGAAAGUUUACCCUGCAGCAGCCUGUUUCCUUUUUCCUGAUAAACCUGAGGCCAUCUACGUAUCCAAUCUUUUUCUUUCCUGAAGCUGUAUUUUAUCUAUGGGGAUGCAGAAGUAUGUUGAAAGAAAAUGGAACAGUAGCAGCAAGGCCUCCCAAAUGCCCAAGUGUUGAUUUUGUUGUUUUACAAGUCUUUGAACCAUUUUCUAUUUCAAAAAAUGGGAAGCGUGAAGAAGGACCUGUCUUAUAGGGGGCACAGUGGCAGUCCCUCUAAAACUUGAUAAUCAAGUUACAGAUACAGAUAUUUUGAACCUGUUUAUUUCCACCAACCAAACUCACUGAA